This is a messenger RNA of Parnassius mnemosyne (clouded apollo), 1947 nucleotides long. The record is from the annotation of a GenBank genome assembly. NCBI's taxonomy places the organism in Eukaryota, Metazoa, Arthropoda, Insecta, Lepidoptera, Papilionidae.
AUGGUUAACAACUACAUACGGAAGACCUCUAGGGCCUCUUGGUCGGAGGAAACAAUGAAAACAGCAAUUGUAGAAGCAAAAAAAUCCUCAAUAAAAAGUGCAUCUCAAAAAUAUGGAAUACCGUAUACUACGCUGCAACGUCAUGUAAAAUCUAAUAGUAGUAUAAAGAGUCUUGGCAGUUUUAAGCCUGUAUUUAAUGAAGAGCAAGAGAAAAUUUUAGAAAAACAUUUAAGGGAUCUAGAUGCACUGUUUUACGGUCUGUCGAGAAAUGAGUUUAAGGAAUUAGCUGGUGAGUAUGCUAAGCGACAGAAUAUACAAACGCCAUUUAAAAACAAUAUUGUCGGUAAACAGUGGUUUAAAAAAUUUUUAAAACGUCAUCCCGAUAUUGUUUUAAGAAGCCCAGAGCCGACAUCGGUAGCCAGAUUAUCAGCUUUUAACAAACCAGCUGUGACCCGAUUUUAUGAUUUGUUGGAGACCAUUGUCCAAGAGUAUCAUAUCACUCCUAAUAUGAUAUACAACAUGGAUGAGACAGGUGUGAGGACCUCGUCUACAAAACCACCACAAGUACUUUCAGUACUUGGUAAGAAGCAGGUCGGCAUGGUGAGCAGCUUAGAGAGGGGUACUUUAACAACAGUAAUCUGCUGCUGUGGCGCAACAGGCUGUUACGCACCUCCCCCAUUUUUUAUUUUUAAAAGGAAAAGGUUUCAGCCACGUCUACUAGAUGGGGCAUGUCCUGGUAGUGAAGGCACCAUAUCAGAUAGUGGAUGGGUAAGUGGAGCAAUUUUCUUAGAGUGGCUAAUAGCUUUUGUGAGUUACGUGCGUCCUACGAGUGAAUGUAAGGCUUUAUUAAUUCUAGACAAUCAUGAGUCUCAUAAAUUUUAUCCUGCUUUAGAAUAUGCAAGAGAUCAUAACGUUAUAUUUUUGUCUAUUCCUCCACACACAUCUCAUAAGUUACAGCCACUUGAUGUUGCUGUCUAUGCACCAUUUAAGGUGGCUUUUGAAAUUGAGAUAAAUAAGUUCCAAAAGCAGUAUCCAGGGCGAGUUAUUUCGCAGUAUGAAAUUGUACGUCUCGUUACACCUGCUUACUUAAAAGUAGCAACACCAAAAAACGCCAUGAGCGGAUUUAGAGCAGCCGGAAUUUAUCCGUACGAUAGAAAUGUGAUAGAUGAAGCACUAUUCGCACCUUCUACUGUCUACGAGGCAUCAAUUUCACACUCUGCAGGCGAAGACCACAGGACUCCCACGCCUUCUCAAUUAGAAACAACUGUUUCACCUAUGACAACAGAUACGAUCGCCAUACCACAGGCUUCAAAAACACCACACAUUCUGUUCACUGUACCACCAGAUGAAAUUACUUCACUAGUUUUGACGACACCACCUAUUUUGGCACACGUACACACACACGAGAUCAUUCCUCCAGAACAGACAACACCUGUUUUGAAGACUCCAGAAAAGACCCAAUCUACGUUGACAGCUCCACACAUUCCCACAGUACCAAAAACCAUUGAUUAUUUUACUUCAUACAGCGCGGAAAUACUCAAAGAAAUUCAUCCAUUGCCCCAGCAACAGUUUAAAAAACAAAGUAGGGGUAGAAAAUUACAAAAAUCUGAAAUAUUAACCAGCACACCUGUAAAAACCAUACAAGAAGAUAAAUUUAAAAAAACAAGUUUUAAAAUAAACCUUGGAGCUUCUGUGUCUGGAUUAAAGAAGUCAACAACCGGCAAGAAAAAAGACUUUUCGAAAUUAAAGACAAAGAGUGCAGAAAAGACAAGACGAGGUAAAGAAAAUGAAGAGAAAAAAUAUUAUUGUACUGUGUGCAAGGACUUGUAUACCAGUCCCCCCAUAGAAGACUGGAUUGAAUGCUCUCAAUGUCGCGAAUGGACGCAUGAGAGUUGUUCGUCAUACUCGGGACAUGGUUCCUAUUUUUGUGAUUUUUGUAGUGAUUAG